Messenger RNA from Malurus melanocephalus (red-backed fairy wren), 1260 nucleotides. RefSeq names its product HHLA1 neighbor of OC90 (gene HHLA1). The record is from RefSeq and is a predicted model, not a curated record. Lineage: Eukaryota; Metazoa; Chordata; Aves; Passeriformes; Maluridae.
AUGAACAGCUGUUUCCUUGUGCCCUCUUGUCCYCCUUUUCUUGCAGAGCUGCCUGCGAAGUCCCUGGACCUGGCUGCUAUUAACCUGACGGAGCUGGUGAACGGGAUGCUGAGCACUGCGCUCAGAGGUACCAAAAAAUUCUUCUCUUUGCUGAGUGUCACCUCUUACAGCUCGUUUGCCUUCCACAAAGUGUCAGUCACCGUUUAUAACAUCUCCAACGCAAAAAAUAUUGACCCUGGCAAGUUCCCUAUGCACUACUGCUACUGUUUGAACAAUGUGACAAACGACUURACAGAUUUUACRGCUCUACUUGUUGAUAUCAUUGGGAACUCCACCAGUUACCUCACAGAAAUUUUCAAAUCCACUUCCAUCCUCUCAGUGCGUCAGAGCAAUGAUUCUGAUUGUAUCUACAUCUGUGUCAUGGCAGGGCAGACAGGGAAAAAUAUGUCUGAUUUUUUGGAACUACUAGAAAARUCUCCUGUUAUUAAUUACACAUUUUCCAGUAACACAUCAUCUGACCUGGAUCUAGAUUCGAUUUUCUCCAGUUUUGUGAAAUUACAGGAAGACCAAAACAAGACACUGGAUUCAUCAGCAGAACAUGUGUGGACAUUUAAAUCUACCAGGAUCCCCCUCGGCCAGAAAGGAGRGGAAAUUCCCCCCACGAAGGUCCCACCGUGGCCAAAGACAGUUGGAGCCAAAGGAUCGUGGUUCCCAUCACUCCCCGUGGAUGCUCCCAGACCCCAAAGCGUGGCCGGAGCCCCUGUGAGCCCUGGGGGCAGCUCGGCCCCAUUGCCGACCCCACAGCCCGGCCCCGCCGACCUGUCCAUGUUUUGGAUGCAGACAGUGUCUCCACAAGGAGCCAGCAAAGUGAUGCAAACAGAGCCAGAUUUGCCUUCCUCAGUGCUGUCUAUGCCACCUUCCUACAGACCUGGUGUGACAUUGAAAUUUUACUCAGCUACCAGGUGCCCACAAGCAAUGUUCAGAGACCCCCGUGUGACCUCUCCUCCUGUCACUCUCAUGGUGCAGAAGAUCAGUCCCUGUGUGAUGGAGCUCUGUMGGUUCUUUCAGCUGUGCCUCUGUGUCGGUCAGAGAAGAUAUUCCAGAAAGGAAGCCAUGAGGUACUGUGUUGAGUACUAUUCCUGGUUUGUGAAAAAUGCAAGUUAUGUCUGUGAAAGAGUCAAAAGAGUGGCUUAUUCCCACAGUAAGUACACUUUAAAUUUGUAUCUCUAUAUCUCUACAUACCUUAUUAUGAAGAUAUAA